AUGAUGGUUGUGUGUGCAGCGGCAGCUGUCCGGUUCUUGAUCCUGUUUAUAACGAUGGCUCUCUGCAGCCUCCCUCUGCUCGGAGCCAGCGCCACCUUGAACUCAGUUCUCAUCAAUUCCAACGCGAUCAAGAACCUGCCCCCACCGCUGGGUGGUGCUGGGGGGCAGCCGGGCUCUGCUGUCAGCGUAGCGCCCGGAGUUCUCUAUGAGGGCGGGAACAAGUACCAGACUCUUGACAACUACCAGCCCUACCCUUGCGCAGAGGAUGAGGAGUGUGGCGCUGAGGAGUACUGCUCCAGUCCCAGCCGCGGGGCAGCCGGCAUCGGAGGCUCACAAAUCUGUCUGGCUUGCCGAAAGCGCAGGAAACGUUGCAUGAGGCACGCUAUGUGCUGCCCCGGGAACUACUGCAAAAACGGAAUAUGCAUGCCAUCUGACCACAGCCAUUUACCUCGAGGGGAAAUCGAGGAAAGCAUCGUGGAAAACCUUGGCAAUGACCACAAUGGCGGGGAUGGAUAUCCCAGAAGAACCACACUGACUUCAAAAAUAUAUCACACCAAAGGACAAGAAGGCUCUGUCUGCCUCCGAUCGUCGGAUUGUGCCGCGGGGCUGUGUUGUGCAAGACACUUCUGGUCCAAGAUCUGUAAACCUGUCCUUAAAGAAGGUCAGGUAUGCACCAAGCACAGGCGGAAAGGCUCCCACGGGCUAGAGAUAUUCCAGCGCUGUUACUGUGGGGAAGGUCUGGCUUGCAGGAUACAGAAAGAUCACCAUCAAGCCAGCAAUUCUAGGCUCCACACCUGCCAGAGACACUAAACCGACAGCCGAAAUGUGAUGGACUCUUUUAUCUAAUAUAUGCUACGGAAAAUCCUUUAUGAUUUGUCAGCUCGAUCCCAAGGAUGUAGGA
Apodemus sylvaticus (European woodmouse) is the source of this 901-nucleotide messenger RNA. RefSeq names its product dickkopf WNT signaling pathway inhibitor 1 (gene Dkk1). Lineage: Eukaryota; Metazoa; Chordata; Mammalia; Rodentia; Muridae. The record is from RefSeq and is a predicted model, not a curated record. Gene Ontology annotation, molecular function: co-receptor binding; receptor antagonist activity. Bases 1 to 810 code for a protein of 269 amino acids. Gene Ontology annotation, cellular component: extracellular region. Gene Ontology annotation, biological process: negative regulation of canonical Wnt signaling pathway; multicellular organism development. The transcript has 4 exons.